Trichogramma pretiosum is the source of this 785-nucleotide messenger RNA. RefSeq names its product DNA-directed RNA polymerases I, II, and III subunit RPABC2 (gene RpII18). The record is from RefSeq and is a predicted model, not a curated record. Gene Ontology annotation, cellular component: RNA polymerase III complex; RNA polymerase II, core complex; nucleus. Gene Ontology annotation, biological process: DNA-templated transcription. The transcript is spliced from 2 exons. Lineage: Eukaryota; Metazoa; Arthropoda; Insecta; Hymenoptera; Trichogrammatidae. Gene Ontology annotation, molecular function: DNA binding; DNA-directed RNA polymerase activity. The coding region runs from base 120 to 512 and encodes 130 amino acids.
CGAAUCCAUUGCAGACAGCGACAACUUGUCAAUUCAGAACAGACCCGAACUCAGUUCAACAGUGAGCUGAUCCAAAGUUAGUUCGUUCUCAAGAUUUUUCAAUAACAUUCCUUAUUACCAUGGCUGAUGACGAUUUCGAAGUCGACGAUGUCGCAGAUGAGUUUGACGAUGUCGAAGACGAUGAUAACAUUGAGUUAGAACAACCCGAAGAUGAGGCUGAAAAUUUUGAUUUAGUGCCUCCUGGUGAAGCUACUGGUGGAGUUCAGAAGAGUAAACGCAUCACUACUCAUUACAUGACCAAAUAUGAAAGGGCUCGUAUACUUGGUACAAGAGCCUUACAAAUAUCCAUGUGUGCACCUGUGAUGGUAGAAUUGGAAGGUGAAACUGAUCCUUUACAAAUUGCCAUGAAAGAAUUGAAGCAGAGAAAAAUUCCAAUUAUCAUCAGACGAUUUCUACCAGACAACAGUUAUGAAGAUUGGGGAAUUGAUGAAUUAGUUAUUAUUGAUCAUUAAUCUAUAAGAUGAAAGAAAUAUCAUUCAUAAACCUUGGAAAGUAAAAAUAAGAUCAUGGAACAUAAUUGAUUCUAGACAUUCUAAAUUUUAAUUUUCUUUGGUUUUGAAUUGUGUGAUUGAGUCGACAAUUUUUAAAUCGAUAGGUCAUGUUGAUCAACAAUUUUUUUCAUAUGAACCAAUCUUUAUUUAAAAAUUAAUUCAUGUAAAUAAAUGAGUGAAUGUUUUUAUGAUUAUGAGAAAAUGUGUUUCAAUAAAAAAAGUUUUACAAAUAAA